GGGGCCUGACGGCCCUACCCAGACCUUCUGGGUUUCCCCCCCACACCGUCUCGGACGUCGCCAGUUGGACCCUCCCUGCUUAGGACUGGCCUCGUGUCUCGACUGUGAGGCUCGGCCUCCGUUAACUCUUGUCUGAUCCUCCCCUCCCCCUCAGUGCUCCCGGCUUCUGUCCUUUGAUCCCUUGGCGUCCCCAACUCCCAUCCGCAUUCUUCUCGGCUGCCUCCCUUAGAUUCCCUAACUUCCUAAAUUAACCCUUUUCCCAGCUCAGUGCCCCGGCUUACACCCUGGACUGCCCCUUGUCCCCAACUCCUUGUGUGCUUCUAAGUGCUCCUGGGUUUUCUGCCUCGGUAAAUUAUUGCCCUAUUUCCUCCAGGCCACCUGCUUCCUGUGUCCCUCCCUUUGUGUCCCCCGCCCCCUAUUUCUAACUCCCUGCUUAUCUUUUCUCGUGCCUCUGAUUUUCUUCUGCUCCCCAGUGUUCUCCCCAGUUUUCUAGCACCCAAUUCUGGGUUUACCUCCAGCUCCCACAGAUGACCUGGAAGCUGGUGACAGGGAGCCUGUGACCCAGGCCUGACACGCAGCCCAGACUACACACCUGCUUUCCAUAAAGCCACAGUAAUUUUGUGUGCCACUUGGGAAAUCAAGAAAAGCAACAGUGUUACCCACAAAAGCACGACCUUCACCUCCAGACUUCCUGAGUGAGAGGGCAGGCUGGGCCCUCACCUGCCCCACGGAGGAUGCAGUUCUUCGGACGCCUCGUCAACACCCUCAGUAGUGUCACCAACUUGUUCUCAAACCCAUUCCGGGUGAAGGAGGUAUUGGUGGCCGACUACGCCUCCAGUGAACGGGCUCGAGAGGAAGGACAGCUGAUCCUGUUCCAGAAUGCUUCCAGUCGUACCUGGGACUGCAUCCUGAUGAACCCUAGGAACCCACAGAAUGGCUUCCGACUGUUCCAGCUGGAGUCAGAGGCGGACGCCCUGGUGAACUUCCAACAGUAUUCCUCCCAGCUGCCGCCCUUCUACGAGAGCUCCAUGCAGGUCCUGCAUGUGGAGGUGCUGCAGCACCUGUCCGACCUCAUCCGCAGCCACCCCAGCUGGACGGUGACACACCUAGCGGUGGAGCUGGGCAUCCGGGAGUGCUUCCAUCACAGCCGCAUCAUCAGCUGCGCCAAUAGCACAGAGAAUGAGGAGGGCUGCACCCCACUACACCUGGCCUGCCGCAAGGGUGACAGUGAGAUCCUGGUGGAGUUGGUACAGUACUGCCACGCCCAGAUGGAUGUCACCGACAACAAAGGAGAGACCGCCUUCCAUUAUGCUGUACAAGGGGACAAUUCCCAGGUGCUUCAGCUCCUAGGGAAGAACGCCUCGGCCGGCCUCAACCAGGUGAACAAGCAGGGGCUGACCCCGCUGCACCUGGCCUGCCAGAUGGGCAAGCAGGAGAUGGUGCGUGUGCUGCUGCUCUGCAAUGCCCGCUGCAACAUCAUGGGACCCGGCGGCUUCCCCAUCCACACAGCCAUGAAGUUCUCCCAGAAGGGGUGUGCUGAAAUGAUCAUCAGCAUGGACAGCAACCAGAUCCACAGCAAGGAUCCUCGCUACGGAGCCAGCCCGCUCCACUGGGCCAAGAACGCCGAGAUGGCCCGAAUGCUGCUGAAGCGCGGCUGUGACGUGGACAGCACAAGCACCGUGGGAAACACAGCCCUGCACGUGGCGGUGAUGCGCAACCGCUUUGACUGUGUCAUGGUGCUGCUGACCUACGGGGCCAACGCAGGUGCCCGUGGAGAGCAUGGGAACACGCCACUGCACCUGGCCAUAUCGAAAGAUAACAUGGAGAUGGUCAAAGCCCUCAUUGUAUUUGGGGCAGAAGUGGACACCCCAAAUGACUUUGGGGAGACUCCUGCAUUCAUGGCCUCCAAGAUCAGCAAACUGAUUACCAGGAAGGCGCUCUUGAGUCUGCUGAGAACUGUGGGGGCCGACCACCGCUUCCCACUCAUCCAGGGGGUCCCCACGGACCAGAGCUCUGCAGCAACACCUCACCCCUUCUUCUCUCUGGACAAAACUCAGCCCCCAGAGAUCAGCUUAAACAGCCUAGAGCUUCAGGACCUCAUGCCCAUCUCCCGAGCCCGGAAGCCGGCAUUCAUCCUGAGCUCCAUGCGGGACGAGAAGCGAACCCAUGAUCACCUGCUCUGCCUGGAUGGAGGGGGCGUGAAAGGCCUGGUCAUCAUCCAGCUCCUCAUUGCCAUCGAGAAGGCCUCAGGUGUAGCCACCAAGGACCUCUUCGACUGGGUGGCAGGAACCAGCACCGGGGGCAUCCUGGCCCUGGCCAUUCUGCACAGUAAGUCCAUGGCCUAUAUGCGUGGUGUGUACUUCCGAAUGAAGGACGAGGUGUUUCGGGGCUCACGGCCCUAUGAGUCUGGGCCCCUGGAAGAGUUCCUGAAACGGGAGUUUGGGGAACAUACCAAGAUGACAGAUGUCAAAAAACCCAAGGUGAUGCUGACGGGGACACUAUCUGACCGACAGCCAGCGGAGCUCCACCUAUUCCGGAAUUAUGACGCACCAGAGGCCACUCGGGAACCUCGCUUCAACCGAAACAUUAACCUGAAGCCACCGACUCAGCCUGCAGACCAGCUGGUAUGGCGGGCAGCCCGGAGCAGUGGGGCAGCCCCAACCUACUUCCGGCCCAACGGACGCUUCCUGGAUGGUGGGCUGCUGGCCAACAACCCCACGCUAGAUGCUAUGACUGAAAUCCAUGAGUACAAUCAAGAUAUGAUCCGCAAGGGCCAGGGCAACAAGGUGAAGAAGCUCUCCAUUGUUGUCUCUCUGGGGACAGGAAGGUCCCCUCAAGUGCCUGUAACCUGUGUAGAUGUCUUCCGCCCCAGCAACCCCUGGGAACUGGCCAAGACUGUUUUUGGAGCCAAGGAACUGGGCAAGAUGGUGGUGGACUGUUGUACAGAUCCAGACGGUCGGGCUGUGGACCGGGCCCGGGCCUGGUGCGAGAUGGUUGGCAUCCAGUACUUCAGACUGAACCCCCAGCUAGGAACAGACAUCAUGUUGGAUGAGGUCAGUGAUGCGGUGCUGGUCAAUGCUCUCUGGGAGACGGAGGUCUACAUCUAUGAGCACCGGGAGGAGUUCCAGAAGCUUGUCCAGCUGUUGCUGUCGCCCUGAGCCCCCAGGCCCUACUGGCAGGGGUGGGCCAGGUCACCCAGCACACUGAGGACCAAGCUGGGCCAGGCAGCUCCGUGUCCACCUGAGGACUGGGGCUCAGAGCGCAAACAGUUCCCCACAAGGCACUUCUCCUGACCCACCUGCACUUUGCCACUCUGAAAGCCCAGAGUCCCCUCAGCCCUCUUACCAAACUGUGAAGGCCAACUGGCUCUCUCAACUGCCCUACAUUUCAGUGAGAGCAACACUAAGGUGCCCAGUGUGCCCAGAGAGUUCUCCCAGGUUCCCUGGCCACGGCAGCCCACCCCUUCCUCCCUCUUCCUGAAGUCAGGGACUAGAGAAAUGGGGUUCCACCCCAUCAUCAGGUGAAAUCCAGGCUAUUGAAAUCCAACCCCAUUUGACUUUGCCCCUCUACACCUGCCAGCCACCCCACCCCUGCAACCACCCCACCUUAAGAGCCCUGCCAGCUCCCAAAGGUCAAUUCUGUGCACACACUCUUCUCUGGAAGGAGAGUGGGCAGGGGUUCAAGGCCACCUCAACUGUGAAAUAAACGGGUUUAGAAUCAA
This is a messenger RNA of Microtus oregoni (creeping vole), 3721 nucleotides long. RefSeq names its product phospholipase A2 group VI (gene Pla2g6). Gene Ontology annotation, cellular component: mitochondrion. Gene Ontology annotation, biological process: positive regulation of ceramide biosynthetic process; cardiolipin acyl-chain remodeling. The record is from RefSeq and is a predicted model, not a curated record. Bases 735 to 3158 code for a protein of 807 amino acids. NCBI's taxonomy places the organism in Eukaryota, Metazoa, Chordata, Mammalia, Rodentia, Cricetidae. Gene Ontology annotation, molecular function: protein binding. The transcript has 18 exons.